GCCUAACGGGCCGCACCGCCCCUACUGUCCUGGGAGGGGCGGGGCUGCAGCCCCUCGGUGUGAGGCGCCAUGGAGCGGGCACGGAGGACCCGGGUCCUAGACGCGUCCGGAAGUGGCUCCCUCAGGCUCCGCUCAGCACCAUAGAGCUUGAGGGCGGUGGCCAGGGGUCGCGGGGCCCGCCUGCCUAGAGCGGCGAGGACGGGGUGGCGGCCCCGGCGGAGGGGGAAGGGAGGGGGAAACGGCGCGGGCGGAAGCGGCCAGGAAGGUCACUUCCGGCCUGGGCGUCCGUCCCCCUGACCCCAGGGUCUGAGUCGCCGCUGCCACCAUCCGCGAGGCAGGCGCAAGGAGGAGGAGUGGGGCACGGCGGCCCCGGGACCGAGGAGGGACCCAGACAUGGAGCUGCGGGAAGAGGCCUGGUCUCCGGGGCCGCUGGACUCCGAGGACCAGCAGAUGGCCAGUCAGGAAAACCCAGGUAGACAGUGACCUUGGAGGCGCCUGGGCGGCGUUGUGGGAAGAUGUUUCCGCGGGAGCGCCUUCUGGCGUCUGCUGGGCCAGUGCACAUGCCCAUCCUGGCUCGGCUGCCUGCUGGCCGUGCAGCCCGGGCCAAGUCGGCUUCCUGGUGUGGCCUUCGCCCUAGAGAGACGGAGCUGCAGCACCUCACGGGGUGUGACACACGACGCUCGCUUGGUCCCGCCCUUGCAAGUGGACAUCCUCAUCAUGGAUGACGACGACGUCCCCAGCUGGCCCCCCGCCAAGCUGGCCCCGCCCCCGACGGCGCCUCCCGCCGGCCCCCCACCCCGGCCGCGGCCGCCGGCGCCCUACAUCUGCAACGAGUGCGGCAAGAGCUUCAGCCAUUGGUCCAAGCUGACGCGCCACCAGCGCACGCACACGGGCGAGCGACCGAACGCGUGCGCCGACUGCGGCAAGACCUUCUCGCAGAGCUCGCACCUGGUGCAGCACCGCCGCAUCCACACGGGCGAGAAGCCCUACGCCUGCUCCGAGUGCGGCAAGCGCUUCAGCUGGAGCUCCAACCUCAUGCAGCACCAGCGCAUCCACACGGGCGAGAAGCCCUACGCCUGUCCCGACUGCGGCCGCAGCUUCACGCAGAGCAAGAGCCUGGCCAAGCACCGGCGCUCGCACAGCGGCCUCAAGCCCUUCGUGUGCCCGCGCUGCGGCCGCGGCUUCAGCCAGCCCAAGAGCCUGGCGCGCCACUUGCGGCUGCACCCCGAGCUCGCGGGCCCUGGCGUGGCCGCGCGCGUGCUGGCGGCCUCUGUGCGCCGUGCCCAGGCGCCCGAGGCGGCGGCGGCUGCGGACGGCGAGAUUGCCAUCCCGGUGGGAGACGGCGAGGGCAUCAUUGUGGUGGGCGCCCCGGGCGAGGGCGCAGGCGCGACAGCUGUGGCUGUGGGCAGCGGGGGCGCGCGGGCAGCUGGGGCCCCGCGGUCGCGCCGCGCGCCGGCGCCCAAGCCCUACGUGUGCGCGGAGUGCGGGAAGGGCUUUGGGCACGCCGCGGGGCUGCUGGCGCACCAGCGGGCGCAGCACGGCGACGGCCCAGGCGCCGCGGGCGGUGAGGAGCCCGCACACAUUUGCGUGGAGUGCGGUGAGGGCUUCGUGCAGGGCGCGGCGCUGCGCAGGCACAAGCGCGUGCACGCCGUGGGCGCCCCCACAGUCUGCGGCGGCUGCGGACAAAGCUUCUAUGGUGCGGGCGGCGAGGACGAGGAGGCCGAGGAUGGCGCGCCCCGCUGCCCCGAGUGCCGCGCCGGGGAUGCUCGGUAGGGCCGGGGCGGCGGGCGGAGGAGCUCAGAGACUGGAGAAACGGACACGGCUGCAGGAGGCCAGGGCUCGGCGGCUCCGCCCCGCCACCCUGCCCUCAGGGCCGCGCCCCUCCUCGCCCCGCAGCAGCUGGGGGAGACCCCGCAGGAGGCACGGGGCGGCACGGGCGGAAGGACGGGGAAACCCCUCCCCAGAGGGAAAAGGAAGGGACCCUUCUCCCAUUAAAUUUUCUUUUAAUCACACCCA
This is a messenger RNA of Heterocephalus glaber (naked mole-rat), 2016 nucleotides long. RefSeq names its product zinc finger protein 787 (gene Znf787). The record is from RefSeq and is a predicted model, not a curated record. Gene Ontology annotation, cellular component: nucleus. Lineage: Eukaryota; Metazoa; Chordata; Mammalia; Rodentia; Bathyergidae. Gene Ontology annotation, molecular function: DNA-binding transcription factor activity, RNA polymerase II-specific. Gene Ontology annotation, biological process: regulation of transcription by RNA polymerase II.